This is a messenger RNA of Terrapene triunguis (Three-toed box turtle), 2306 nucleotides long. RefSeq names its product beta-1,3-galactosyltransferase 5-like. Gene Ontology annotation, cellular component: membrane. The coding region runs from base 1177 to 2211 and encodes 344 amino acids. The record is from RefSeq and is a predicted model, not a curated record. NCBI's taxonomy places the organism in Eukaryota, Metazoa, Chordata, Testudines, Emydidae. Gene Ontology annotation, molecular function: N-acetyl-beta-D-glucosaminide beta-(1,3)-galactosyltransferase activity. The transcript has 2 exons.
GUUGCUGCAAAGAGCCAAGCAGGGGCUGGGCUGGGGGCAGCGGUGCUGGGGAUACUCCUCCCUUGCACCCAGCCUGUGACAGUCUCGCCAAGCCCAGGGCCUGAGGCAGCAGCCCCAGUAGUUAGCCGCAGGGCAGGGCCGGGAGGGCUCCCUGCAGUGACUCUGCUGCAGCCCCCCAACAGACAGGUGCUGGGGCGCAGCGCUGAGCCCAGAGGGGGGCAUGGGGCAAGUCUGGGGGGGCAUCACCUGUAAAGCCAUUUCCUGUAACACCCGUGAUGCGGAGGAGAGCGAACAGUUACCCAGAGAACUCUGAGAAGAGCUGUGGUGAGGGGGAAGAGAACACAUAGGACCCCUUGGAGUGUCUGGCUGAAUUCUCCCACUUCUGAUCUCACUCUGGCUAGGGCAGGAGAAUCUCUCGUCCAUUAUAGUAUCUGGGGCCUGUAGUAACUAUUGGCCUGAAGAUGCAGGCUCUUCUGCUUGGGAACGCAAGGUCUCCAAUCUCAGGAGUUCGAUUUCUUCUCUCUGUCUCUCAGGAAGCAAAGCCAGAGUGCAGUGGGACAAAGCCCAGAACAAGACACUGCAAGGAGUAACUGGAGCUCCUGAGAUUCUGCCAGGACCUGCAGCGUUUCAAAGCCCCCUAGUCCCAGCCCAGGGGGAGACCAUCAGCUGCACUCCAUAUACCAUUCAUUUGACUUGCACUGAAUCCGCUCAGAACUAUUCAUGGCCCAAGAAUUACAGUGGGGGCUGGGUUUGGAUGCUCCUGUCAGAUCAGGCUCUGCAGCCCAGCAUGAAAGGAGCCCAUACUCACUGAACAGCAAUGAUCCAGACUUGGUGUGAGCUGUGUGUCCUGCCCUCCUGCAGUAGCCGGGUCACAGUGUCCUUUCUGACUGCUUUGCCCGUGCAUGUUCCAGAUGACCUUUCCACCACACCUACCCUCCGGUGCAGCACAUGCAUGAGACAGCCAGUAACCCUGCUAAGUAAAGCCUCUUCCAUGUGCUUCCCUGGCUCUCCUGCGCAAGCUCGCCGUAUGUGUCCUGCAGCUGACAGGCAGUGGGGCAGGAGGGAUGCAUGGUGCUGAGGAAUUCCCUCUCUGCCUUGUCUUCUCUCCCUAGCCAGGCAGGGUUGGUAUAAUUGUUGGAGCUGUCGUGCUUACGAUGCCUGUUGUUUCCUUCUCCCAUGGCACUGAUGCAUCCACGGGGCUUAAAAGAGCUGAUCUGUGUCAGCGGCCUUCUCUCACUCAUCCUGCUCUGGUGCCUGCUGGUCAUGACAGCUGAUGUCCAGAAGAGAUGGCAGCUUUCCAGUCGCUUCCCCAUCUUCCAAGGGAAGCUGCCCAGAAGGUCUCGCUUUGGGGCCAUCGAAUCUGCCCGGAGGGGCGUGGACUUCCCAUCUCUGUUCAUCAACUCUCACACAGAUCCUCACUGUGAGCCUGAGCAGCUGCUCCUGAUCCUCGUAACUUCAGCCCCAGGGAAUUCAGAGCCCAGGCAAGUGAUCAGGAGAACCUGGGCUGCCCACGAGGGACAGACAGCAAACCAAUGGCAGUCCGUGUUCUUAGUCGGCCAGUCUGCAGACGUUGGAGUAGCCCAGGGCAUCCAGAGAGAGCAGCAGGAGUUUGGGGACAUCCUGAUUGGGAAUUAUCAGGACACCUAUCGGAACCUCACCCUGAAGGUCAUGCAUGGGUUUAAGUGGGUGGCCGAGCGGUGCCGGCCCAGCUACAUUCUAAAGACGGAUGACGACUGCUUCGUCAACACAGACCGGCUGCCGGAGUUCCUGCUGGAGCACAACACUAUUAAGACGGGCCUGUAUGCAGGAUCCCUCUUCUCCCGGGAGAAGCGGCAGGUCAUCAGAGAGCCUUCCAGCAAAUGGUACGUCUCCAGGCAAGACUACCACCCAGACGAAUACCCGCCAUACGCCAGCGGCAUCGGCUACAUCCUCUCUCUGGAUGCCGUUGAGCGGAUCCUGUGGGCAGCAGAACAUGUCCACCCCAUCCCGGUGGAAGAUGCCUAUGUGGGCAUCUUGGCUGAGAAGGCUGGGAUCCGGGUGAAAUCCAGUGCGCGCUUUGCCAAGCACAACGUGAGGUGGCGGGUGUGUAACUACCGCUACCUGAUGGUGAUUCAUCACCUGAGCCCACAGGAGCAGGAGGUGGCCAAGGGGAACAUGCUGCAGGCUCGGAGUGCCUGCCAUGACAGCCUGGAGGUCACCAGGUGGAAGUGAGCCACUGUCUGCCAGGAGGGCUGGCAAGGGACCUGGCAACCUUACGCCUGUAGCACAGUCUGAAGGGGGUUAUACAACCGGUGCUCAGUGUAAUU